Hydatigera taeniaeformis is the source of this 564-nucleotide messenger RNA. The record is from the annotation of a GenBank genome assembly. NCBI's taxonomy places the organism in Eukaryota, Metazoa, Platyhelminthes, Cestoda, Cyclophyllidea, Taeniidae.
AUGAACUUUGAUCACUAUGUUCUUCUGCCUACAUACGCCCGCCUCGGGUUUUGCAAUUUCUCAUCCCCUCGCGGUCCCUCAACUGCCACUUCGGAUGAUGUCGCUCAGUUAUCUUCUGUCAAUCCUACCGGUGGUGAUGAUGGUGAUACGUCCACCUCUUCCUCCUCCGAGCCAGAAACGGGAAUUGUGGAACCCCAAAAUUUGGCAGCUCCGACAGAGAUUGGGAUGGAAGGGAUGACCCCACCCACUCCUCAACAGCGCUCUUACCAUCAAAGUCAUUCUCGUCAACCACAUUCAACUUCUGCUGCUGUCUCCACACCGCGGUUCGUUCCACAGCUUCGAUUGCCCACUUUGAAGCACUUCUCCUUGGCUUGCGCAGCCUAUCUCGACAAGGAGGCAGCAGUGGGAUCAACGUCAACCGAAGUUGUGCAUUCCUCAGUUGAGUCUCGACGGAUCGGCAUCUCAGUAUUUGUCAUCCUCACGGAUCACUAUCGAAGAUUUCCACGAGCGCGGUUGUCAUCUUUGCCACUCGGCCUGUCUACUGAGGUGAGUCUCGUUUUCUAA